GGAUCGUAUAAGUUUUUAUUUCGCUUUUACUUCGUUCUCCUCUCCCUCCCGCCACCACUUCUUCGUUUCUUCGACGAUUUUCUACCAUUUUUCUUCACGCCGUUAUCAGGAAAUCCAUCGUGCACGCCCCCAACACCCCCGACAUGGCUUCGGCAAUCAAGGCGCUGUUGAUCGCUUGCGCUCUGUUCGUCUACACCGUUGCGGCAGAAACGGAAGAAGGACAGAGUGGAAGAUCGCGGGUCUCCGACGAGCAAUUAAAUAUGGCCUUGAGCGACCAACGUUACUUGAGAAGACAGCUGAAGUGCGCAUUGGGCGAAGCUCCGUGCGACCCGGUCGGGAGAAGAUUGAAAAGUUUAGCACCACUGGUUUUGAGAGGCGCCUGCCCGCAAUGUAGCCCCGAGGAAACACGACAGAUCAAGAAGGUCCUUUCACACAUUCAACGAACCUAUCCAAAGGAGUGGUCGAAGAUAGUGCAGCAGUAUGCCGGAGUUUCGUAAGGCUUCGGGAUAAUGGAAACGGCUAAGAAGAAAACAACUGGAUGCUGGAUACACACUAUAAAGAGAAAAAAUAUGGAACAGCAGGAGGAUCUGUUUAGAAUAGCCGAAUAUCGAUGAUAUUCAAUAUUUAACGUCCCUUUAUCUUUCGAUAAAGAUAUCGAACUCGCCAGCAACUAUUCCGAUUAAUCCGUUAUAUAUAUAUAUAUAUAUAUAAAAACAGUAUUUUAUAAUACACUUGUACGUCGUAAUAAAAUUUGUUUUUCGAAA
Messenger RNA from Apis laboriosa (Himalayan honeybee), 764 nucleotides. RefSeq names its product ejaculatory bulb-specific protein 3-like. The transcript has 3 exons. NCBI's taxonomy places the organism in Eukaryota, Metazoa, Arthropoda, Insecta, Hymenoptera, Apidae. The record is from RefSeq and is a predicted model, not a curated record. The coding region runs from base 144 to 497 and encodes 117 amino acids.